AUGCCGGCAAGCAAAGACGUGUGCUAUCUGCUCAACGUCGUUGGCUUUGCGGGCUCGGUGGCCGACAUCGCGACAAACAGCGAGAUUGCCAAAAUCCCCUUCUUGUCGUUCGAUCGGGGAAACGUGGGGGACGGGCUGCCAGACUGGGUUGAGGAGGAGGACGGCGUGUGGCGGUGGAGCCUUCUUGUCAAGAGGAAGGAGAACACCGGGGACCUCGACGACGUCAAGACAAUUGCCAGGACCGAGGAGAGGGCGAGGAGCUAUCUGCACUUGUCGGGCGCCAGUGCGAUGGUUAUGGAGUGUGCCAAGGCGCUGCGUGAGAAGUUGAAGUAA
Molecule: messenger RNA, 333 nt
Organism: Phialemonium atrogriseum
Lineage: Eukaryota; Fungi; Ascomycota; Sordariomycetes; Cephalothecales; Cephalothecaceae
Exons: 2
Coding region: 1-333 (110 amino acids)
Source: RefSeq, a predicted model, not a curated record